Momordica charantia (bitter melon) is the source of this 1227-nucleotide messenger RNA. RefSeq names its product two-component response regulator ORR26-like. Gene Ontology annotation, biological process: phosphorelay signal transduction system; cytokinin-activated signaling pathway. The record is from RefSeq and is a predicted model, not a curated record. NCBI's taxonomy places the organism in Eukaryota, Viridiplantae, Streptophyta, Magnoliopsida, Cucurbitales, Cucurbitaceae. Gene Ontology annotation, molecular function: DNA binding.
ACAAGAUAAUUUCUGUCUCUUGUUGGAGGGAUGGAAUUGACAAAAAAAUGGAUGCUAAAUGAAGUAAUCAGAGUUUUGGUGGUGGAUCAUGAUUCUGUAACUCUAAAAGUUGUUUCCAAAAUGCUGGGUGUAUGUGGAUAUCAAGUUGUUACUGCUAAUUGUGCCAUUGGUGCAUUGAACAUAGCACAGGAGAGAGAAGAAGAUCUUCAUCUAAUUUUAACAGAACUCCAUUUGCCUGAUAUGGGCAGAUAUGAGCUCCUAGAGAAGAUGAACCAAACAUCCAAAUUGCCAAUUGUUAUUAUGUCUACGGAUGAUGAUGGUAUCACGAAGUUAGGCUGUCUUUUCAAGGGAGCUCUGCUUUAUCUUGUCAAGCCACUCACCAUAAAGAAUGUAAGAACUCUCUGGCAAUUUUCAUUCAUCAAAGGAAGAGAAAGAACCAUCCUCGUUGAAGUACCGAAUCGAGUUCGAGAAGAAUCGAUCGAUGAGAAUGAAUCGGAGAAUGAUUCCAAGAGAAAUGAGAAGAAGAAAUUCCAAAAGAUCAGUAGUAGAGAGGCAGAAGAAGAUGAGAUUGAUUCAACAGUGGUGAAAAAGCCAAAGCUAAUUUGGAGUGAAGAAUUGCAUAAUAGAUUCUUGCAGGCCAUUAAAGCAUUGGGAAUUGACAAAGCUCAUCCAAAGGAGAUACUUCAUCACAUGAAUGUCCCUGGACUAAGAAAAGAAAAUAUUUCAAGCCAUCUACAGAAGUUUCGUCUCUCAUUAAAACGAGAUCGGGGAAUUUCUAAAACUUCUAUUCUCGGAGAGGAGUCAGUUCAACUUUCAAACCAACAAUAUGGAAGGCAAGUACCCAGUAAUAUUGGUGUUUUCAUGGCUAAGCCUUCAUUUGGUCAAGAAUCUCAGCCUCAACUAAGCAACAAUCUACCUUCAAGUUCUAUCAACUCCAAUCUUUUUGGAAGCCAUGAUGAGGUCAGUUUUGAAAGUCUUAACAAUGGUAAUAUGAACCGUUCUUGUUACGCCAAAGCAAUUUCGAAUGAUUUUAUACAACAACGAUCAUUAGAUCAAAUGAAAUGUCAGAAUUUAUUUGAAUGUAAAAGAGAAGAAAUGAUAAUGUCGACAAUACAUCAACCGCCACAAAUGGAAGAUCGACAUUGUAUGUUUAAGGUUGAUGCAGGGCAACUUGAUGGAAUAUUUGAUAUGGUCAAAGACUAUACUAUAAAUUUGCAUGACAUUUGA